Messenger RNA from Schistocerca gregaria, 7705 nucleotides. Its product is annotated as glycoprotein 3-alpha-L-fucosyltransferase A-like. Gene Ontology annotation, cellular component: membrane. Lineage: Eukaryota; Metazoa; Arthropoda; Insecta; Orthoptera; Acrididae. The record is from RefSeq and is a predicted model, not a curated record. The transcript has 9 exons. Bases 362 to 1690 code for a protein of 442 amino acids. Gene Ontology annotation, molecular function: alpha-(1->3)-fucosyltransferase activity.
GGCGGGGAGACGUCAGGUCCUGUGACUCCCAGAGCAAACCUCUCCGUUCUGCUUUCAGUGAUCGGAUAGAGCUCCUCUAGCUUCUGGACAGCUGCCCAGUGAGGUGAUAAGGACGCAGCAACUGCAGCAAGCCCCGCAAAGAGCUACAGCAACGACAAAGGUCCCGUGUGAUAGGAGGUCGUCUCCUUACCGCAGCAGACGAGGUCUCGACGUGGUUUGGAGAGCCACCUUAUGGCGGCGGUAGUGACCUAACCCUCUCGCCUACAUCCACACGCCGACUACCGGAGCGAGCCGCACUCAAGGCUGCCUCCACUCUUCUCUGGAACUUCUUGUCAGCUAAGGAGUGGCGGCUCGGCGCGUGAUGGCACGGCUGUCGCCGAGGCGCGGGCUGGUCCUGCUGGCGGCGGCCUCCCUGGCCGUGCUGGUGUGUCUGCAGCAGAGGGAGCUGCCCUGGAGGCCCGCCGACGCCCCCGACACCGGGCACGUGCCGCCGCGGCCGGUGGUGGGUGACGUGACCGCGGGGGCGGGUACCCCGUGGUCGGAGGAGUCGGCGGCGGCGGCGGCGGCGGCGGCGCUGGCCGAGCAGCCGUGGGCGCGGCCGUGGUUCAUGGCGGGCGGCUCGCGCUGGCCACAGUACGACCCGGCCAGCUCCGCGCGCCUCUGGCCGCACCAGGCGCCCGACUCGGACCGCAUCACCGAGCAGCUCAUGUUCGUCCCACCGCCCUCCGACGAGCCGCCCAGGAUACGCAAGGUGCUGGUGUACAAUGGACUGGGGUCGUGGUCACCGCUGCGCGCUGGUCGCGACGCGUUCCAACACUGCCCUGUCAGCAGCUGCACCAUCACCACCAACAAAGCUGAAGCCUCGGACGCAGACGCCAUCCUCUUCAAAGACCACUUCGUCAACCCAGGCGUCCAUCGCCCCGCCAGGCAGGUGUGGAUCCUGUACUUCUUGGAGUGCCCGUACCACACGCAGCACGUAAAGCACAACGACGUGUUCAACUGGACGGCGACGUACCGGCGCGACAGCGACAUCGUGGCGCCGUACGAGCGCUGGGCGUACUACGACGACCGCGUGCGCCAGAAGCCGCACGCCGACUUCAACUACGCCGCCAACAAGACCAAGAAGGUCGCUUGGUUCGUCUCCAACUGCGGGGCGCGCAACAAGAGGCUGCAGUACGCGCACGAGCUGCAGAAGCACAUCCAGGUCGACAUCUACGGCGCGUGCGGGACCAAGAAGUGCCCGCGCUCCAACGCCAACAAAUGUCUCGAAAUGCUCGACAGGGACUACAAAUUCUACUUGGCAUUCGAGAACUCGAACUGUAAAGACUACAUUACGGAAAAGUUCUACGUCAAUGGACUUAUGAGGAAUGUUCUGCCUGUAGUUAUGGGAGCAAGACCUGAAGACUACGCACGAAAUGCUCCAGAGCGUUCCUACAUCCAUGUUGAUGAAUUUGCCUCUGCUAAAGAACUAGCAGCCUACUUACAUCAACUUGACACAGAUGAUGAGCUGUAUAAUUCUUAUUUUCGUUGGAAGGGCACUGGAGAGUUCAUUAACACAUACUUCUUCUGUCGUCUUUGUGCACUCCUUCAUGAUGAUUUUCCAGCCAAAGCAUAUCGUGAUAUAAAUGAGUGGUGGCGAGGUCCAGGAACUUGUACUAGCGGAUCUUGGCGAAAGGUUACUCAUGAAUAAUGAAAUUUGAGAAAAGAUGCUGAUUUAAAAGAGAAUCAGUUUCAUAUUACUAGCUGAUAACAUGUUUCCAUGUUAAGUAUAAUACCACUACAACAUGCUGCAAAAUGUGGCUUUCACCUGCAUCUUGUAAGAUAGAUAGUCAUAUCAUUCUGGAGAGAAUAAUGAUAAUUAACCUGAGAAAAUAACUUGUACAUAUUGUACAAUUUAACAGCAGACAGAGAAUAUGCUAUUUAAUGUCUAAUAGGGUUAGGUCAGCUAUGGUGAAUGAAAUGGUUUCUUAUCUAAUGUAUGUGCACCUACAUUAUAUUCAAUUUCUUUGAAAUUUGGCUUCGCAGUGAGGAUGAACAAUACAGAUUUCAUUCCAGUAUAUCAGUGCAUUCCAUUCAGUUUAAUCUCUCUUGCAGUCAAAUUAGGAGAAAGCUUCAAUAUAAACACAGAAUUUUUUUAUCCAUACUAUAACCAUGAAAAAGAUGGUACAGCACUUUAAAAUUACACAAAAAUAUUAUUAAAGAGUAUAGGGGCAUGGAAAUGAGAAGAAAAAGUAACUCAUAACUUUAUGUCCAACAGACACACACUCUACAUGGUACAGGAUGUAUAAUGCCAUCAGUGGAACAUCAGCACAAGAGGUACAGUGUACUGAUUAGAUGUCAAAGUACUGUUAAAAUUGGAGAUGAUUAAUAGCUGGAUUAUUGCCAAUGGCUGUCUGAGAAGGGAAGUAAAACUACAUGGGUAAACAGAAAGAAAAGUGUAAUGUAAAGUAAUUGAAUAUUGAGGAGGGGGGGGGGGGGGCAAAGGCUUGAUAUAACAUGAAGAUCUGGGACUGAAUAAGGAGUUGUCGUUCACAAGAUCAGCUGAUCUUGGCACAUCACUUCUUAUUAAAUGAGUAAUGAACAAUCGUCUCUUGACUAGUCCUGUAUCUAAUACUCAGAAAUUUUUAUCAGAUAUACACUUUCCACUGCUUGCAUUCUGUUUCAUCUAGACACUUCUGUAGCUCUCAGUAUCCAAGAUUACACAUAAUUUUCUGUAUUACAUUACUAUCCUACAACAUCAUGUAAAAGGAACUUGUAAGAUAAGAUGCUAAAAUUUGUAGUUUGAUUUAAUGUAGUUUAUAUAUUAUGUCUGAGAGCCAUUCAGAUACAAACCAAGACUACUUUCACAUAUGCUGAUGAGUGAUAAAAAGCAGUUUGUUAAUUUGCUUUGUGAUUUUCUUUAGUAGAGAUAUGUAUCAAGCACUCCAGCAGAUAAUUACACAUGUACUACUCACCUGUUACAUUGUUGUUGAACUGUCCCCAUCUUGAUAAUCCCGUUUGGGGCCCAAAUAUGUGACAAUAACAUAUGCACAAGCAGAUACAGCAAUGAACGUGUUAACAGAUGGACUGUUUACUGAGUACAAUAAGUAAAGCAAACGUUUUAAUUCAACCCAAAACUUAAUGUUUUUGAUCAAUUAGCGUCCCAAACCAUUUAUAGAGUCUGGUCAAAAUCUAGAGUAGUUUGACACCUUCAUUUCUGAGAAACUAAAUAAUAUUUAAUUUGUACAGCAAAUGUAAGAAUCUCCAGUGUUUGAUAUAGGAUUUAAUCCCAUCUGUAUAGGUACUUCUAGCUGCCAUAAGAGCCCCAGCCCAUAAGUCUGGUAUAUAUUUCAAUAAUACUGAUGAACAUUCAUAUUAUGUACGCAUCACAUCAGAUGUUACUGAAGACACAACAAAAAUUUAUACAAGCUAAAAUAGCUUUACUCUCAGGAUAGUGGUUCAAACUAAAAAUACAAGUAAACCACUUGUCAGGAGCAGUAACACCCAAAUUUUGCACAAGAAUUCAAUAAAGAUGUAAGCAUGUAGAGAAAAUGAGGAAUUCAGAACAUUUUAUUUUCAAAAGAAAUCUGUUGUAGACUGAUAGUGGCAUUGAUGAUUUCAUAAUAAGUGAAGGGUGGAAAUUUUCUGCACAAUAAUUUCUGAAACUGUAUGCAUACAAAAGCACAAUUUUUUGCUCUAUGUGGGGAGCUGACGAAACAGGUGAAAUGAAGGUCAAAGGAGUAUACCAAAAUCCAUUAUAGCAGUAUUAUUAAAAUUAUUCAAUAUAAUUUACACUGAUUGCUAUCAUUUGACACCUCUGUACAUAUAUACAAUUUUUCAUGUUGCUUCAGAGAAUUAUUAUAUGAAGCUAACUGUCCUAUCACCGAAUAGCAAAAUCAUAGAGUCAUCAACAGCUACACACAAAAGAGAAAGAUAAACUACAGAGAGAGAGAGAGAGAGAGAGAGAGAGAGAGAGAGAGAGAGAGAGAGAGAGAGAGAGAGAGAGCAUGUGUGCUUGUGUGUUCUCUUUUCUGUGUGCCUGUUGAUAACUCAACAUUUCUACCAUUUGGUGAGUGGUCUCCUUCACACCUAAAUUUACAUUCUACCAGAACUUUCCUAUUAUGAUUGUGCUAUAAUACAUAUGGUGGCAUGGUUUUUUUAUAAUUUUUCAACAGCUAUAUGCAGAAUCAACAACAUAAUAUAUUAUAUAAAAAUAUUCAGCUCAAAAGUAGGAAAGGCUAAAAAAACAAGUAGUACAAAAUACGUGUUUAAAAUACAAGGUUGUGAAUAUUUUUUGCAGAAAACAAAUAAUUAUGCUGAAAUUUCAAUAAUAACAAAGCACUUUCUAUAUGAAGAUAAUUACCUAUUCUCAUAAUAGAAAUUCAAGAGGCUACGUUCGAAAAACAAAAUUCUGAAGGAUUUUAAUCAGUAAUGGUGAUAAUGUUUUGUUGUCGACACUCACAUGAUUGUGAGUAAACAUAUCAGAACUGCCAAUGCAGACCCAUGUAAUAGUAUAAAUGAAAAACAAAAAUUCAAAUGUAAUGUUCCCAUCAUUUAACAUGUUGACAGUGUAGUAUUUACAAUGUAGUGUCACUGGGAAACCAGGUCUAUCAUGUGAACCUGAAAAGUUUUUUGCCUUGUUCAUUACUAUUCAGUAAAAUGUAUGCCAAAUGUCAUAUAUAGAACUGUGCCACUGACAUUAGCUCAGUAGUAGAAACAGUAAUAUUUACAACUCCUGUAAGUAUGUUGUAAGAUUGUCUUUUAGAGUACUGAUUCAAAUUCCUCACCAAAGAUGUACUAAUCCACCUGUGUCAAGGUUGGUUAUAAGAUAGUUACUAUUAGAUAUGGAAAAAUAUAUUGAUAAUAAGUUAAAAGUGUGAAUUUUCCAUAUAAAAAAAAGUCAUUUGAUGUGGAUAUAGUAUUUAUUUAGCUGUGAUAAAAAUAUCAGUUCAGUUCUAAAAUUAAGAAUCACUGAUAAACUUAGUAAGCUUCUAUUAUCAGUAUUUAUUUCUUAGAAUGCUACUGAAUGUGGUAUUACAGGAUUUUUCCCUCUUAUAUUUUAAUGUACUGGUGCUGAAAAUUUUUGUGGUGUUUAUGGAAACAGCAUUUAUUUCUGUCUGUAAGACAAUAUGAUUAAUGCAAUAUUCUGAGUGAUUUGCUCAAUAGACAGUUACCCAUGCUGCAAAGUGUGAAUCCAGUGGUGCAUAAAUUUGUAGAGUCUAUGCUCAACUGUAAAAAUUAAGAUGCCUGGAAUAGUGUGGAUGUUAGCUAAUUGUAGAAACCUUUUUAUAGUGUGAAAUGUCUCGCAGAAUAUGAAAAAGCAUUCCAAUAAGAAGUUGUUAGAUACUUUGUGAUUUCAUUAUAAUUAUUUCUAAGAAUUUUUUAUCACUAUUCUAGAAACUGUUCAUCGCCAUUUGGUUUAGGUCUUUGACAAAUAUCUGUAUUAAAACUGCAUUUCAAAAUAUGAUGUUCCUCGAUGUAUGCUAACUAUAUUUGUUAAUUAUUUCUCUUUUAAUAUUUAAAUAGAAUCCAACAUCUUUAUGAAAAACUAGAGUAAUUUAAACACACAUUAAAUGAACUCAGUGUGUCUCUUACAGAAAUCAGUUUUUAUUCUGUGCCUCCCAAGUUCUCUCAUGAAAGUAAACCUAAAUUUGUGCUUCAUAAGUUUAUUAUCAGUCCACAUUUCUCCAGUUCUUUGUGUGCUAAACAACUCAAUCUAGGUGUUUUCUGGUUUUUACUUGGUAGCUUAGAACUGAAAUCUUUCAAUAACCUGUCAUACAAAUAAGAAAGAUUUAACUACUCCCCAUGAAUUAAUAUUCCUGCUUAAGUUUCAAUAAUUUUUCUGAUAAAAUUUUAUGUCCAAAGCAUUUCAUUUUGCAGGGUACUUUCUCAACAAGUCAUGAAAUUCAUUAAAAACAAUUUCAUGUGCUGAUAAGUGUACCUUGAUUUAAAUAUUCCUUGUCAUAAAAUUUUAUACUACAGUAUUAUAAUAUUUGUGACUAAUUAGCAUGUUCAGAUUAAAAUCAUGUAAGAACUCUUAUUAAAAGAGGUUAAUAAAAUUGUAACAUUUUUGCUGAGUUUAAUGUGUGAGAGGUUCAAAUAUAAAUGAGGGUUGUUAUGUAACUACAACAUAUUGCUUGUUGCUCUUCGAUUUGUCCCAAUAUCUACCUAAAAUGAGGAUAGUGAUACUCCAAAUAUUAGUUGGUGAACAUUAACUUGCAUUCUUCCCUCCCAUUCUCUCUUUUGGAUUGCAGUAUUAUGGAACUUCAAUACAUGAAUCAGUAAUUGAUCAACUAUAGCACAAAGAAAAUAUGAGGGACUGGAAGAGUGAUUCUGUAUUUGUUCUUUCAUCCCUUUCUCACAUCACCUCUGUAACAAAAUAUUUACGUUUUAAAAUGAGAAUCUGAAAUAGUUUUCAGCAUUUCAUAUGUAGGUGAAAAUAAUUUUUCAACAUUCAUAUUUCUAAACUGGGUAGGUAGCAAAGGCAGGUGACAAUAAAAGCCACAUACUAAAUCUACCUAUAUCUCCAUUUAUUUUAUGUGAGCAUUAACGUCACAUUUGUAGAAAUUUUCUGGCCAAAAAAUGGUCUUGCCCGACCAUACACAUUUGGUUGUGACAGAAAUCCAUGCCUAAAAAAAGUACUUAAGUAUUUUGAAAAUGACAAAAAGUGAUGUGCCCUUCAUGCAUGGACAAUGUGAUGAUGAAUGGCUUAAGAGGUAUGGGCGAUGUGAUAUGGCAUUCCUCAAAAUAUGACAUAUGUUGACUGAUGUGAAAAAAUUACAUGAAAUUCUCAUUUAUACUUGAGCCCCUUCAUCAUUUUUAAUUAUAAGAAUGUAGAUGCAUCAGUAAUUUUUAUUUUUAUGCUACAUUUUAGCACAUAUUUUAUUCCACUGAAACUUGCAAAGUUAUAUCCCAAAUUACCUCUCAACAAUUUUGUUGGCCACAAUAAUUCAGGCACAAACUAAGAAAAUAUGUGAAAUAUUUUUUUGAGGCUUACAAAAGUAGCACACUACAACACUUUCAUUCUCUAAAACAGAACAAAAGAUGUAUAACAUCUAGACUAUACACCAUUUACUAUGCUAAGAAUAUACCUAUCCCAGCCAACAAUCAGUUGACUGAAGUAAUGUGUAUUUAAAUGCAUGCCAUUAGUCGUUCAGACAUUAUCCACUGAUAACACUUUGUGAACAUUUACAAUGACCUGGAAUAAGCAAUCAACAAAAUUUAAAACCUCAACAAUGUGAGACUUGCCUCAAAUCAUUAUUUCUAAGUAACAAAUAAUGAUUUGUUCACAGACUUUAUAUGUCAGUCUAAAAUUGGAGAUAAUCUUUCUCUGUGUGCUCACAAUUAUAAAAUAAUAAUUAACAUAUUAAUAUCUGUAGACAUAUCAAGUUGAUAAAAUGUUUGCUAAAAUGUAACAGAGGGCAUUAUCAAAAUGAUCACUGCAGCAAAUAAAAUGUCACCCAUUUAGUUAGCAUUAUUUCUCAACCAAAAUGUUACACACAUUCAUUUAUGAGUUAGUUCAGUUUUUUUAAAAUUAUGUGAUUUUUAUACAUUUUUUCUUUAUGUUUGUAAAGAUGAGUGGAAUGCAUGAUCAAGUAUACUUAAUGUAUUUACAAUGACACUACAGUGUCUGAACGAAAUUACAUUCUAAAAUUUAGUGUAUUAACCAAAGAUUACUCCCUUUUUCAUAAUAAAUAAAAAUAUUGUUGUUGUUACAAUAAUUAUA